This is a messenger RNA of Pelmatolapia mariae (spotted tilapia), 2636 nucleotides long. RefSeq names its product tetratricopeptide repeat protein 39C-like. NCBI's taxonomy places the organism in Eukaryota, Metazoa, Chordata, Actinopteri, Cichliformes, Cichlidae. The transcript is spliced from 14 exons. The record is from RefSeq and is a predicted model, not a curated record. Gene Ontology annotation, biological process: cilium assembly; otolith morphogenesis. Gene Ontology annotation, molecular function: protein binding. The coding region runs from base 226 to 1998 and encodes 590 amino acids.
ACUGCCGCCCAGCUGGAGGGACGCUGGUUAGCUUCACUCUCUGUUGUAACCGGCUAGUUAUGUGAAAUAGCGGAUUGUUAUACGAACGUAAAUAUGCAAGCAUUUGCUCCAAACUGCGCCACCGGUUGAGACUUCUCUGAGUGUAAGUAAACUAACCAGCUAUACCGCCCUACCUGCCUCUCUCCGGUCGCGUUCAGUUCCUCACCUCCGAUAUCGGGUGUCUUAAUGGCGGACGCAAAGGAACCAGCCCCGGCGAGCGUGGAGGAGGAGACGGACAGUAUAAACGACGCAGAGCUGGCGCUGAAGGGAAUCAACAUGCUGCUCAACAAUGGAUUCAAAGAGAGCGACGAGCUCUUCAGAACAUACAGGAACCACAGUCCUUUGAUGAGUUUCGGUGCAAGUUUUGUGAGUUUUCUGAACGCCAUGAUGACUUUUGAAGAGGAGAAAAUGCAAAUGGCUUUUGAAGACCUCAAGGCUACAGAGAGACUGUGUGAGAGUGAAAACAUGGGUGUCAUUGAGACCAUUAAAAGCAAGAUCAAGCGCAAUAUGGACUCUCAGAGGUCAGGGGUGGCUGCAGUGGAUCGACUCCAGAGGCAGAUCAUCAUUGCAGACUGCCAGGUUUACCUGGCGGUUCUAUCUUUUAUCAAACAAGAGCUGUCAUCAUAUAUCAAAGGAGGCUGGAUCCUCCGUAAAGCUUGGAAGAUGUACAACAAAUGUUACAACGACAUCACACGUCUACAAGAAGGCAGCAGGAGGAGGGGCUCUGAACAGCAAGCGACGCCGUCUUCAUCGUCCGGCUCUGCUCUGUCCCACCACAGUCGCUCUCCCUCACCCGGGUCAAGUCCAUCACAGAGACUAGAUGGCAUCAGCCCCGAGGCUCUGGAUCGGCUGAAAGGUUCAGUCAGUUUUGGUUAUGGCCUUUUCCACCUAUGUAUAUCGAUGGUGCCACCGCACCUACUGAAGAUCGUCAAUCUGCUGGGCUUCCCCGGAGACCGCCAUCAGGGCCUGUCAGCACUCACUUACGCCAGUGAAAGUAAGGACAUGAAGGCCCCCUUAGCUACCUUGGCUCUGUUGUGGUACCACACAGUAGUGCAGCCCUUCUUUGCUCUGGAUGGCACAGACACACAGUCAGGCCUAAUGGAAGCCAAAUACAUUCUUAAACAAAGAGAGGCUAUUUAUCCCAACUCCUCCCUCUUUAUGUUUUUCAAAGGCAGAGUUCAACGCCUUGAGUGCGAGAUCAGUAGUGCCUUGAGGUCCUUCAGUAGUGCCUUGGAUCUGGCCUCUGACCAAAGGGAAAUUCAGCACGUUUGUUUAUAUGAAAUAGGCUGGUGCAGCAUGAUCGAACUGAACUACAGAGAAGCCUACAGAGCGUUUGACAGAUUGGCGACUGAAUCUCGCUGGUCCCAGUGCUAUUACGCCUAUUUAACUGGAGUGUGCCAAGGAGCCACUGGUGAUCUGGAAGGAGCCGUUGCUGUUUUCAAAGAUGUUCAAAAACUUUUCAAACGCAAGAAUAAUCAGAUAGAAAUGUUUUCCAUGAAAAGGUCUGAGAAGCUAAAGAGCUCCAGUAUAUCCAAAGAACUCUGCAUCCUAUCAGUGAUUGAGAUUCUGUAUCUGUGGAAAGCUCUGCCCAAUUGCUCCAAUGCCAAGCUGCAGGCGAUGGCCCAAGUGUUACAGGGGAUUGACGACACCUCGUGUGCAGGCCUGAAAAACCUCCUUCUUGGUGCCAUAAGCAAAUGUCUACAUAAUACCAAAGAUGCCAUUCAGCAUUUCCAGCUGGCUGCAAGGGAUGAGGGGGGGCGUCUGAGCAACUCUUAUGUGCAGCCCUACUCUUGCUAUGAACUGGCCUGUGUGCUGCUGAAUUCCCCAGAGUCUGCGGGGAAGGGCCGAAUGCUAAUGCUUCAGGCCAAGGAGGACUACGCUGGCUAUGACUUUGAGAACCGACUCCACGUUCGUAUUCAUUCAGCUCUCGCCUCUAUGACGGCCUCCGCCCAGCCUUGAAGUUUAAUCUGUAAUAAAUGUCUUUGAAAAAGCCACAAUAAUGAGUAUGGAUAUUUUCACUUUAAAAUAAUUUCUUUAUACUUAUAAGAUUCUGAGCCAGUGCAUCAUUUAGAACACAAACAUGAAUAUUUCACAAGAAAACAGGUACAAGAGGUGUUAUCGAUCUGUUACUGUACGGCACAAUACACUAAUGUUUGUUUUUGUCUUCGGGGUUCGUUUUAAAACUAGAUGCCUGUUGAAUUGAAUGAAAACCCGUAGAUUUAUUUUGUAAGAUCUUAGGCAUUAUUGCUUACACGGAGGAAAUGUUUCUUCAGAUUCUGUAAAGGCACAUAUCAAGUAUUAAGCAUCAAAGCAAUUACAAGAAAUGACUCUGAAAAUGUCUUUAAGAAGCCAAUAUUUCCACUUCAGUGUUGGUUGUUGACUUUGACAUUUGUAAAGCUAAUCUAUAGGCAGUGUAGUAAUCUUUUUUUUUUGUUUGUUUUUUUUUAAAGCACAGCCCCUUUUUAAGCAGUCGUUUUUAUCAGUGUAAAUAUGUCUUGCAUAAAGGUUUUAAUAAAUGUGCCACUUUGAGCGGCUUAAAUGCACAACGCUCCUUUCUGCUGCAAAGUUUUUCCUGUAUAUUUGUUAUAAUAAAAACA